CCAACUAUGGAGACCACAACUCUCCACGCACAAUGCCAUUGCAAACGAGCCUCAUACAAGUUCUCCAUCCCUUCAUUAUCUCUUCCUUUGUCAUCCUCUUUCUGCAGCUGUUCGUCGUGUAGAUACGCGACAGGCCAACUUGCCGCCUCCUUCGCCGUCAUUCCUCUCGAUCCAGACACACUAGAUCUCGACGUCUCACAACUCUCAUCCUAUGCAUCUUCAAGCCACCGAACACGACAUUUCUGUCCAACUUGUGGCGCUAACGUGUUGGACUUUGAUAAUUCAGACAAUCUGUGGCGAGUAUGUACAGGUAUGCUAGAUCGAACUCAGAAUUUACUCAAACGGAACCAAAUUUUCCUUGGCGAUACGUGUGACGGUGGGUUGAGCGUCUGGAUGAACGGCAUGGGACAGAAAUUCGAAGGCAGCCCAGACGUCGAACCAUUCGACUUCAAGACCGAUCUACAUAAAGACAAGGAGUUGGACAAAGAUCUGCCUUCAACUGCGCAUCUUUUAGGCAUGUGUCACUGCCAUGGGGUACAAAUCAGAAUUCUCCCCCCGUCGGAAAAACAGCGAUAUUCUGCCGGUCUGGAUUUUUGUACCUCCUGUAGGACCACCACAGGCUUCGAGGUUACCUCUUGGACUUCGGUUCCAUUGUCUCAAAUCCAAGUGCCGGAGGGACAAUCCUUAGCAUUGUCAACGCGAACUCUCAAGACUUAUGCCAGUAGUCCAGGAGUAUCUCGAUCUUUCUGCGGGAACUGCGGCUUGACGGCUUUUGUAACGAAAGACAAUCAAAGCUGGAUAGAUAUUGCUGUAGGGAUGCUGAGGGCCGAGGAAGGGGCUAGGGCAGAGAGAUGGCUAGAGUGGAAGGAGAUAGGCUUUGCAGAGGAGGCCCUUGAUCAGGAACUAGUAAGCCAACUAAGGUAUGGACUAAAUCUUUGGAGAGGCAAACGCAAAUGGGCUUUGAUCUAUUGA
Molecule: messenger RNA, 972 nt
Organism: Exophiala aquamarina CBS 119918
Lineage: Eukaryota; Fungi; Ascomycota; Eurotiomycetes; Chaetothyriales; Herpotrichiellaceae
Exons: 1
Coding region: 7-972 (321 amino acids)
Molecular function (GO): carbon-sulfur lyase activity
Source: RefSeq, a predicted model, not a curated record